UACAAAAUACUUAAUCGUCUCACGUAUAGCAUCUGGUUUGGUUUAAAUUCCAGCUUGGAUUGAUGGAGAACUUUGCACGUCCCACCAGGAAAUCUGCAUCACUCCCUUUCUUCCUCUCGUUAUUACAGUGGACCCCACCACUUUCCUGCCGCUCUCUCCACUUCCUCCGCCUCUCUCCUCCCCCUCUCUCCGCCCUCAGACCUCCAUCAGUCAGUCGGUCCGACCUGCAGCAGCUCUGCCACCAGACCUUCAUCUGUCCAUGGAUUCCGGUUCCAAGACGAGCAAGUGGAUCUCCCCGCAGCGCGCGGACCCGAACCGUCCACUCCCCAAACCUGAACGUCCUUCCUGAUAAAGUUGGAGCUGCUCGCGGCACGCGUCGCUCCCGCACGUGCUUGCUGGGGAGCGCGAGGUUUCCUCAGUUUUCAAGUCCUUUCGUCACACCUGUCCUCUGGACCUGAUUGACAGCUGCCGGGAUGAGCAGUUAGCUAACCUGUGAGCUAACCUAAAAACAACAUGAAAAAGAAAGAAGAUAACAACUGAGAUUGAACCUCUGCAGCUAGCGGUGGAGGAUGGCGUGUUUGAGAGAGGGUGCCCAGUUGCUGCUGGUCCUUCUGGUUCUGGCUGGUGGACGACCAUCUGAGCGCCGCACCCUGAGACAUUUGACGUGUCGCCACAUAGAGCAUCAGCCCAGCAAAAACAUCACACUGGCCAUCAUUUUACCGCAGACAAACACCAAAUACCCCUGGGCUUGGCCCCGCGUCGGACCAGCGCUAGCGCGGGCAGUCCAAAAUGUCAACAGCGACCCGUCGCUCCUCCCGGGCUACCACCUCACGUAUGAGUUCAAGAACAGCGAGGACAGUGAUAAAAUCUGUUCCGAGUCCAUUGCCCCACUCAUGGCAAUAGACUUUAAGUUCUUCUACGACCCGUGGGCUUUCAUUGGACCCGGAUGCUCGUAUACAGCCUCCCCUGUCGGCCUGUUCACCACCCACUGGGACAUGCCCAUGGUGACGGCUGGGGCACCGGCUGUGGCGUUCAACAAUGACACAGUCUACCCGUCUGUCACCAACACUGGCCCCACCCACAAGAAGCUCGGGAAGUUUGCCCUGAGGAUCUGCGAACACUUUGGGUGGCGUGAACACGUGAUGCUGAUGUUUAGCGACCAUAAGACGGACGACCGGCCUUGCUACUUCGCCUUGGAGGGCUUGUUCUUGGAGAUGGAGAAUCUCAAUAUCACACUGGUCGACCGAGUUUUUGUGGAGAACAAACCGCCCAUCAACUACACACAGAUUCUGAGCGACUUCCAGGGUGACGCCCGAGUCAUUUUUGUCUGCUGUUCCCCUGACGUCUUCCGAAAGAUAAUGAUUCAGUUCCAACGCAAUGACUUGCCACACAAGGAGUACGUCUUCUUCUUCAUUGACCUCUUUGGCGAGAGUCUCGUUUCCGAGCAGCCGUGGUUCCGCGGAGAUGAAGAUGAUGCUGCGGCUAAAGAGGCCUACCAGAGCGUGAAGAUCCUAACCUAUCAGGAGCCUCAGAACCCGGAGUACAAAGAGUUUGUCCAAAAUCUGAAAACAGACGCCGCGGAGAUGUUCAACUACACUGUGGGGGAUUCACUGAUGAACAUCAUUUCUGGAAGCUUCUACGACGGUCUGAUGAUCUACGCUCACGCCCUCAACGAAACCAUGACGGCGGCCAACCCUCGGCCCCUUGGGAAGGCAGUCAACGAGAGGAUGUGGAAUCGUACCUUUCACGGGGUGACCGGCGAGGUCCAGCUGGACAAGUUUGGUGACAGAGAGACGGCCUUCGCUCUGUGGGACAUGGCGGACACCAACAGCAGCGCUUACAAGAUCGUUCUGAUGUACAAGACGCCGGACGAGCAGCUGACCGCCGUGCCGGAGCGGUCCGUGCAGUGGCCCGGCGGAGUCUGUCCUCUUGACAUCCCCGUCUGCGGCUUCAAGAACGACAACCCUGCGUGUCUGACCGAGGCCGUCACCAUCUACCAGAUGGUCUCCAUCGUGCUCUUCUUCAUCUUCACCAUGACGCUCACCGUCACCGUCUUCAUCUACAGGAGGAUGAAGCUGGAGCGAGAGUUGGUUGCUCAGCUGUGGAGGAUUUCCUGGGACGACAUCCACAUGAGUGACAUCGACAAGAUUCUCAGGAGCGGCAGCAGACUCACACUGUCACUGAGAGGAUCGAAUUACGGCUCUCUAAUGACUGGAGAUGGAAACCAGCAGGUAUUUGCUAAAACUGGAUACUACAAGGGCAACAUCGUAGCCAUCAAGUACUGCAACAAGAAGCGCAUCGAGCUCAACAGGAUGGUCCUGUUCGAGCUCAAACACAUGAGAGACGUGCAGAACGAGCACUUGACCCGCUUCAUCGGUGCCUCCGUCGACCCGCCCAACAUCUGCAUCAUCACCGAGUACUGCCCCCGAGGAAGUCUGCAGGACAUCCUGGAGAACGACAGCAUCACGCUGGACUGGAUGUUCAAGUACUCACUCAUCAACGACAUUGUCAAGGGCAUGGUCUUCCUCCACAACAGCGUCAUCGUCUCACAUGGCAAGCUCAAGUCCUCCAACUGUGUGGUGGACAACCGCUUCGUCCUGAAGAUCACCGACUAUGGACUGAGCAGCUUCCGAUCGGAGGCCGACUGCGGGAAGGACGCCCACGCGUACUACGCCCAGAGACUGUGGAUGGCACCGGAGCUGCUCAGGAUCGACUCUCCGCCCCUGCAAGGGACCCAGAAAGGAGACGUCUAUGGUUUUGGCAUCAUCCUCCAGGAGGUGGCGCUGCGCAGAGGGGCCUUCUACUUGGAUGGAGACCUGCUGAGUCCCAAAGAGAUCGUAGACCGGGUGAUCUUGGGCGAGUGGCCCUGCCUGAGGCCGAGCACCGACCCACAGAGCCACAGUCCGGAACUGGGUCAGCUGAUGCAGCGCUGCUGGGCUGAGGAGCCCACAGAGAGACCUGAGUUCAACCACAUCAGACUGCUGCUGCGAAAACAGAACAAAGAGUCCAGGACCAACAUUCUGGACAACCUUCUCUCCCGGAUGGAACAGUACGCCAACAACCUAGAGGAGCUGGUGGAGGAGCGGACGCAGGCCUACCAUGAAGAGAAGCGCAAAGCUGAAGCCCUGCUCUACCAGAUACUGCCUCACUCGGUGGCGGAGCAGCUGAAGCGCGGCGAGACGGUCCAGGCUGAGGCCUUUGACUCUGUCACCAUCUACUUCAGCGACAUUGUGGGCUUCACCUCCAUCUCAGCGGAGAGCACGCCCAUGGAGGUGGUGGCGCUGCUCAACGACCUCUACACAUGUUUUGACGCCAUCAUCGACAACUUUGACGUCUACAAGGUGGAGACAAUCGGUGACGCAUACAUGGUGGUGUCGGGGCUGCCCGUGAGGAACGGGAAGCUACAUGGACGAGAGAUCGCUCGCAUGGCGCUGGCUCUCCUGAAUGCCGUCAGAAGCUUCCGGAUCCGGCACCGCACAGAAGACCAGCUCAAGCUGAGGAUCGGGAUCCACAGCGGUCCGGUGUGCGCAGGAGUGGUGGGUCUGAAGAUGCCUCGCUACUGUCUGUUCGGAGACACCGUCAACACGUCCUCUCGCAUGGAGUCCUCGGGGGAAGCACUGAAGAUCCACGUGUCGGCCGCCACUCGCGAUGUUCUGCAGGAGUUCAACUGCUUUCAGCUGGAGCUGCGAGGAGAGAUCGACAUCAAGGGCAAAGGCAGGAUGACCACGUACUGGCUGCUGGGGGAGAGCGGCGCCCCCUGAGAACCCGGUGAGAACCCGGUCACAGACACUCCACGCUGCCCCCUUCUGGACAUGUGUUGUCGUCGUGUUCACCUCGUAAAGAAGCUUUGUGACCUCACUUGAACGUCAGCCGGGACUUUCCGAGCGGCGGGAAACUUUACUCUUGUUUGUGUUUGUUUGUCGUCCAACCAGCAGAACGUUUGUUAAUAAAACCAUCACUGAACUUUGACUCCUGCAGUGACUCGACUCAGACUCACCUAGACCUCAAUUUUUUCAAUGUACAACUUUAUUCUGCGAGAGAAACCCUGACAGAAGCCUUCAAUAAAAAAACUGUCAGUUUAGGCAUAGAAAACAAAGCUCAGCUGAAAAACAAGAGACAUGGAACUACAAGUGGAGACGGAUGCCUCCGGUCUUCAUGUGAUGAGCUGAAGGAAGGAGGAAAGCAUAGGUUACUGCAGGACCCCUGGUCUGAGUGAGUGAGUGUGUGUGAGAGAGAGACUCACAGACUUGACGGUCUGUUUAAUGAAGUCCUUCUUGGCGC
Messenger RNA from Synchiropus splendidus (mandarinfish), 4281 nucleotides. RefSeq names its product atrial natriuretic peptide receptor 1-like. The transcript has 22 exons. The record is from RefSeq and is a predicted model, not a curated record. Gene Ontology annotation, cellular component: membrane. The coding region runs from base 570 to 3761 and encodes 1063 amino acids. Gene Ontology annotation, molecular function: ATP binding; peptide receptor activity; guanylate cyclase activity. Gene Ontology annotation, biological process: cGMP biosynthetic process; protein phosphorylation; receptor guanylyl cyclase signaling pathway. NCBI's taxonomy places the organism in Eukaryota, Metazoa, Chordata, Actinopteri, Syngnathiformes, Callionymidae.